This is a messenger RNA of Laetiporus sulphureus 93-53, 2316 nucleotides long. RefSeq names its product RNA polymerase I-specific transcription initiation factor RRN3. Lineage: Eukaryota; Fungi; Basidiomycota; Agaricomycetes; Polyporales; Laetiporaceae. Bases 1 to 2316 code for a protein of 771 amino acids. Gene Ontology annotation, molecular function: RNA polymerase I core binding; RNA polymerase I general transcription initiation factor activity. The transcript has 6 exons. Gene Ontology annotation, cellular component: nucleus. The record is from RefSeq and is a predicted model, not a curated record. Gene Ontology annotation, biological process: transcription initiation at RNA polymerase I promoter.
AUGGAUCUACACUCUCGCUUUAUCCAGUGCAAUGUCAGACAGCCUAAGGCAGGACCCACGGCGACCAGCCUUCGCCACCUUGAGCCGCCGCAAAUGUUUGUUUUUUCCCUGGAAGACUUCAAGGAACGAUCUGCAUCGUCCAAGCAGUGGUCAUCCUCAGCGUCCGAGUUAGCUCUGGAUGUGUCAAGACCUAUUGCGACUAACUCAAGGAUCAAGCAAGAUGAACAGUACCGUAAGGAUAUGUAUCUUGCAUUUGUGCGCAACGCACUGCAGCAAAAGACAAAUGGUAUCUCUGACGCCUUCGACGAACUAGUCGAUCAGUUCAAUCCCAAGAAGCCUCACGAUGAAACGUCUUUACCCCCGUCACAACUCCGUCAUUGGAUUUUUGCCCUCUCGCAUGUUGUCUCUCAACUUGAUCGCUGUCAUUCUCUUCUGGUAGAGGCCGUACUCAGUGUUCCAUGGGCGACGAUGGACACCAGCUUCGCGAAGUCAUACACCUCUUUCAUUGGGAUGCUGAUUAGUGCCAGACCGGAAUACUUGUCGUCAGUGCUUGGAAAGAUCGCUCGAAGCUUCACACAUCAAUCCGGCCUGGAUUCCAGUUUGCCUUCAAGCUCGACCACGCCCCUCACUCAUAGAGUAGUGUAUGAUCGGAUACACUAUCUGCUUCAGCAUCUCUUAUCACUUGUUCCUACCUUGCCAUCAACGCUACAUCCUCUCCUCGUCCGCAAUUUCCCACACAAAAGUCACAGCGUGGUAUCGCAGGUGACAUAUAUUAAAAACAUAUUGAAGAUUACUGAAUACUGCCCGGAGUUGGCGGAAAGCAUUCUGGCGCUCAUCGUGGAUCGCGCCACCCAAAUUGAUGUUGAGAUUCAAGUAGAGCUCGAAGAACUGGAAGAGCAUCUGGUUGAUCAGGCGCAGGAGGAAAUCUUUGAGCUUGACCCGUUCGACACCCUUGUCGGCCAAGAGGGAGAGGAGUCCGAGUCGGACGACGAUGACUACGAAGACAGAGAUAAUCUCAGCGAUCUAUCCUCGGAGGGAGGUGGAGAUACCGAUGACAAGGCUCAGGAUGAUGUCCCGAUCAACUACCACCAUAUACAGGGCAUGGUCAGCAAACUGGAUGCAAUCAUGAAGAAUAUAUUCGACCAUUUCAGCCGUACACACGCUGAGACCUCUCCAGUGUCAAUAUCAGCACCUAGCUCCCCGAGCUCGAGUUCUCAUACUCCAUCGUCGCCUGCACCUGAGUUCAGACCACCGUCGGCUGCCAUCCUCGAGGAAGGCAGAAUAUUCAGGCGCCAGCAGUUUCACGUGCUCCUUUCCAUCUUCGACCGCACUAUUCUCCGCACGUUCAAGUCCCGCUACACCCAGUUCCUCGUGUUUUGGUACUCCUCGCUGGAUCCCGAGUUCAGCGACCUCUUCCAGGGUAUGCUCGUGUCGAAAUCCCUCCUGGAGGAGGACCAGCCUGCAGUGACGCGCGCUGCUGCGGCGAGCUAUAUUGCAAGCUUUGUCAGCCGCGCACAGUUCGUCGACCGGGACAGCACGCGGAGAGUCGUCGCCUGUUUAUGCAACUUCCUGCAGAAUCGCCUGGACACUCUGGAGGCAGUGACGAGGGCCGGCGCGGUGCCGCCGAGCAUGGCGCAUCAUAGCGUGUUCUAUGCCGUCGCGCAGGCCGUAUUUCUGAUUUUCUGCUUUAGGUGGAGAGACUUGCUCGAGUAUCAGGAGGACAUAGAUGAGUUCACUUCAGUAGGAGCCCCGCCAAAACAGUGGAUGAUGGAACUGAACAUCAUACAACGUGUCGUGACAUCGGAGCUCAAUCCGCUCAAGGUGUGCUCACAAACCGUGGUGAUGCAAUUCGCACAAAUUGCACACGCGACGGACUUCAUCUACUGCUACUCCAUCAUGGAGGCUAAUCGGCGGUCAGAAUACGCUUCACAACAGCCGGCAUCAAACAAUGCCGCCACCGGAAGCAGAUGGGCAUCCACGAUCCACCCAUCGCUGCUCGAGCAUUCCAUGACUUCGGAGCUGGACUCUUUCUUCCCAUUCGAUCCAUACAAGCUCCCCGGUUCUAGCUCGUACAUCCGUGGCGUAUAUCGGGAGUGGUCAUCCAUUGCUAUCGACAAUGAAGACGAGGACGAGAUUGAUAAUGAAGAUGAGAUGGGGAUGGAAGAAGCAGAAGAUGGCAUUGAAGAACAUGAACCUCAAGGCAUUCCUGUCACCGGCGCGAAAUCUGCCGAUGUGGACGAUGCAGCAGACGGGUUGGGAGAAUCAUUCGGAGGCAUGAGCAUCAGUCCGUUGGGGCCGGCCUUGGUCGUUGCAUAG